This is a messenger RNA of Mesorhabditis spiculigera, 2274 nucleotides long. The record is from the annotation of a GenBank genome assembly. Lineage: Eukaryota; Metazoa; Nematoda; Chromadorea; Rhabditida; Rhabditidae.
AUGGAUGAUCUGCAGCCGCUUUCGAUAGCUACAAACUACCAACAACCGUCGUCCUAUGGAGCACCUCGGAGUUCCGGUCCCCUAUCUAAUCCCACAGCCACCGGAUCAAGGUUUUGGAAUGAGAGCCGCUACGACACGGACAACCUGGCAGGAGGGCUGAGCUUACAACAAGAGUUCUCACAGUUGAAAGCCGACUACUCGGCCAACAUGGAAAAGCUCAACCAGACCAUGAACAGCAUCAAGCAGUUCUGGAGCCCCGAGUUGAAGAGGGAGAGGCAGAUGAGACGAGAAGAAGCCACCCGAAUAGCCCAGCUGGAGCGCAUGUUGGCAGCUGCCGGCGGGAGUGCGGCCAGUGUUGUUGGAGGGAAUGCUGCGCUUCAGAUGGAGAUCGCUGCCAGAGACGACCGUAUCCGGCAGCUAACAAACAUGCUGGACGAGCAGGGUCCCUCUACGAUGAUGGCGGCAAACGAGAUUCGAUACCGUGAGCUGGAGCAGACUGUCGAACACCUUCAGGAGAUGUUGAAGCAGGCACAUGCUGGGGACGCUGGUGGCCGAUUCGCACUAGAGACAGCUUUGAGGAGGUUAGAUGAAAAGAAUGAGCGUCUUGCUCACAUGGAGGAGGAGCUGAAUCGUUAUCGUAACCUCCGUGCCCAGCAGCCUCGGGACUUCACUGAUAAAACUGUCACCAAGCACGACAUCGUGACGAUGAAGUUGAAGAUGGAGCGGAGUGAGAUCGAGCUCAGCGAGCGGAAGCAGGAGCUGGCUGGAUGUCAAGCUCGAAUCCGUGACCUCGAGGACGAGAAUAUGGAUCUGAAGUCGCAUAUGCACGUCUACCGGGAUAACACAUCGCAGCGGGACCAUACCAAUACAAUUCUUCAAGGAGACGUCGAAGCUCUCCGGAAAAAGCUGGAAGCCAAGAAUCAGGCCGUGGAGCAACGGGAGGCCACCAUCACCCGGCUCGAGAAGGAGCUUCGCGAAAGCCGGCAUGAGGCGUUGGAUCGACUCGAAAAUGUCCGCCAGACCGAGUUGCGAAUGACCCAGGUUGUCGGAAGAUUAGAUGGGCUGGAAAAUACGCUACGAGAAAAAGAUGCCGAAAUCGAUCGGAUGAAGCACCGACUCACUUCGCACCCAGAUGUCGUCAAGGAGAAGGAAUUCAACGACAAGAUUGAGAAACUAUCCGAAGAAAAGCGACUUCUCGAACGGUUAGUCGACGACAUCAGAAGAACUGGAGAUAAGGAACGGCAACUUCAGCUGGAAACCUACCAAAAAGAGGUGGAGCAGCUCAAGGGCACGGUCGACAACUUGCAGAAAGAACUAACGGAUCGCGAUAUUCUACUCGAAUCUCAAAACGAGAAAAUCGGAGAUCUGGGCCGGGAAGUGCAAUCUGCCAAAGAUCGACUCCAAGCUGCGAUGGUUGACAAGGGAGCCGACGAGUUGAGGAAGGAGGUGGAAGUCGCUCGCUCCGAGGUCGACAAGCUGCUCAAAAUGGUCCGCGCUCUCGAGAAAGAAAAUGCCCAAAUCGUCUCGCAGUACAAGCAGCUGCGCGGAACGGUGGAUAGAGAUGGCGCUGUGAAAGUUGAUGGAAGAACCGGGCUCGUCUCGUCGAAUCCGGUGCAGCAGCAUAGCCAGUUCCAGAAGAGAAUCGAAGAGCUAGAAGAAGCGCUCCGCGAAUCCGUGUCAAUCACCGCCGAGCGAGAGGUCCAUCUGGCCCAGCAGAAGCACUUGAUGCACAAUAUCUCACAGCAGCUGAAUGACUCCAAGCGCGAAGUGCAGGAAUUGAGGAGAAAAAUCGCAGAUACGGGAGGACCAGAUAGGGAAGCUACGAUGAGAGCUAUGGACGCCGAACGAAGACAGCAUGUUGAGCAGCUAUUGCAGUUGAAACAAGAAACACUAAUGGCGGCCAUCCAAGAAAAAGAUGCUCACUUGGCACUACUUGAAAAAGGUCGAGCUCCCCGUGAAGAAAUCGAAACGGUCAGAAGACACCGAGAAGCCCUGCUCAGCCAGAUGAAGCAGGAAAACGAGCGUCGUACCCUCAUGAUGUGCGCAGAUCCAUCUACUGUAGCUAGUCUGACGAAGCAAAUUGCGACGCAGCCAGGGCCGGUGAUCGGCGUCGGCGCUCCAAUUUUGCCACUAUCUUCUUCCUCCCACCCGAUCCACGUCCAACAGCAUAAUGCCCCGAUCGGAAUGCUGGGCCCACCGAGCAAGCCGCCGAGUCGGGCUGGUGACGUCAUGGUCAACUCUGCCGAGCUCGACGAGUCUGAAGGAAUUUGGGCU